Arachis duranensis is the source of this 2482-nucleotide messenger RNA. Its product is annotated as choline transporter protein 1. Gene Ontology annotation, biological process: transmembrane transport. Gene Ontology annotation, molecular function: transmembrane transporter activity. Bases 129 to 2225 code for a protein of 698 amino acids. Gene Ontology annotation, cellular component: membrane. The record is from RefSeq and is a predicted model, not a curated record. The transcript is spliced from 10 exons. NCBI's taxonomy places the organism in Eukaryota, Viridiplantae, Streptophyta, Magnoliopsida, Fabales, Fabaceae.
CUCUCUAAGCUUCUACUCCACUUUUGUACCUUUUUUGUUCUCUCUCUCUCUCUCUCUCUCUCUCUCUCUCUCUGGAAUGUUGAGCUGAAGAAAGAAGCUUGCUACUUGGAAGAAAGGUUAAGAACAAAAUGAGGGGUCCUUUGGGUGCAGUCAUAGGAAGAUACUCAUCAAGUGAUGGAACCACCCCAGUUGGUGGGAUCAUAAGGCACAACAGAAAAUGCAGCGACAUUGCUGUUCUUGUUAUCUUAAUAGCAUUCUGGAUUUCCAUGAUUGUAAACUCUAGCUUUGGUUUCAACCAAGGGAACCCUUUGAGGCUUACUUAUGGGCUGGAUUAUAAAGGAAAUGUGUGUGGGGACAAGCAUGCAGGGCUUCACGAAGUUGAGCUAUUGUACUGGCUAAAUCCUAAUCAGGUAUAUCAAAGUGGAUUGAAGGAUAGCAAGCUAAAACUGGUCGACGCUCGCAGCAUAUGCUUGUUGGACUGCCCUGUACCUUCUGAAGAUUCACUUAAUUGGGUGUGUGAUUAUCCCGAAGGAGACAUUCGUCUUAGUAUGGAUGAUUGGAUUGAUAGCAACUAUAAUUAUUAUGAGUACCUUACACCGGAAAUGAGAAACUCCUCUCUUCAACUUCAGGGCCCUUGUUAUCCUGUCAUAUUUCCUAGUGUAAAUGUUUACUGGACUUGCCAAUUCAUUGCUCGUGCAUCAAAUGUGUCAUUAAACCAUUGGCAGCAGAUGGGUGGAGUUAGCAUCAAUGAAGACAUUGUUAUUGAUAAGUCUAUUCACAAGUAUAUCAACUCUCGGUCAGCCGUCUUAAAGAGAUACAUGGCUGACAUAGGAAAGUCAUGGCCUGUGCUGAUUGUUUGUGGGGGGAUUAUACCUCUGUUUCUAUCCGUGAUUUGGCUGCUGAUGAUUCGGUAUUUUGUCACUGCAAUGCCUUGGGUGACAGUGGUUUUCUUUAAUCUCCUAAUGGUAUCAGUCACAAUGUUCUACUACCUGAAAGUUGGAUGGAUAGGAAAUAAUGCUAUUUCCCCCAUCAUUGGCGAGCACGAUCCUUACAUUCAUGUAUCUGGGAGGGAGCUGACUCAUCUACGCAUUGGCACUAUAAUGAUGACAUUUAUAACAAUUGUUGCAAUUCUGACAUCAAUUGCUAUUGUCCGACGCAUCCUUAUAGGAACUUCUGUUCUUAAGGUUGCUGCAAAAGUGAUAGGAGAAGUUCGAGCACUCAUCACUUUUCCGGUCAUACCGUAUUGUAUUCUUGCAAUGUUCUACAUGUUCUGGAUUUCUGCUGCUCUCCAUUUGUUCAGCUCUGGUCAGGUUGUUCAAAACAACUGCAAUUCUAAUUGCUGUGCAUAUGAUCUCCUUGAGAAAAAGGUGAACUGUGAUCGUUGUUGCGGAUAUAGCAUUCAUUACACACCACAUAUAGGAAUCGCCAUCCUUUUUCAUCUAUUUGGGUGUUACUGGGCCACACAAUUCUUCAUAGCAUGCUCAUCAACAGUGAUUGCUGGAUCUGUUGCUUCUUAUUAUUGGGCACGUGGUGAAAAUUCUCAAGAAAUCCCUCUUCUGUCAGUCAUUUCCUCCAUGAAGAGGCUUAUGCGUUACAAUCUGGGUUCUGUGGCUCUUGGCUCUCUGACUGUAUCAUUUGUAGAGUCGAUCCGACUUUUGCUUGAAUCCAUGCGUCGCAAACUAAAAGUCUCCAGUUAUGAGCCCGAUAACUGGAUUGGCAAGGCUGCAUACCGUACUUCUCAAUUUUUUCUAAGGUGUAUUGGAUGGAUCAUCAAAUCAGUGAAUCGAAAUGCAUACAUAAUUAUUGCUAUAACAGGUGAAAGUUUCUUCAGAUCUUCUGCUAUUGCAACAGAAUUGAUUAUGAAUAACAUCCUGCGGAUCGGACGUGUCAAUGUGAUUGGAGAUGUUAUUUUGUUCCUUGGAAAACUAUGUGUUAGUCUCUCAAGUGCUGUUUUUGCAUUCCUUAUGUUGGAUACACACAAGUAUAGAGCUGCACAUAACAAGAUCACAUCCCCACUCUUGCCUGUUCUGGUUUGCUGGAUUAUUGGGUACAUUGUCGCAACGCUUUUCUUUGGAGUCGUUGAGAUGUCAAUUGAUACCAUCAUUCUCUCUUACUGUCAGGAUUCAGAAGAGAAUGGAACAGCACAGUAUGCUCCACCCCUUCUCAUGGAAACUCUCAACAAUAACCAAAAUGAGACGCAAAGGCUUACACAAGGAUCCCAAUGAAAUAUGGCCCAUGGUUUAUUUUUAUCAGUGAUGACUCUCAACAGGGCUUCAACAUUUAGGAUCAUUCUAAGGUGCUCAUUUUUAUCACCUUAGUUUUGUUCUCCCCGUGUAUGUGUAUAUGUAUAUGUUAGUAUGUGCCCAAGUUACAAGUAGCUGUUUAAGCAAGUUGUAAUUUUUGACAAACGAGAUUGUGCUAGAGUAUCAUGUUUUGGGAACAAAAAGAACAUAUUCAAUGCAAAAGUUAGCAUUGCUUAAAA